AUGACAAUCAUCUCCCGCUACUCUGGUUCACUCGCAGCUGCGAUUACUUGGCAGGACUCAGAGAACAAUUUCCUAAGAGUAAAGGCAAGUUAUAGACUUCGGUCAGAUGCUACGACCCUGACAAUCUCCACGAGUGCACUCCAGACCAGUAUUAACACUCUCGGAUCAACCGCCACUGUUCUCACAUCAGCAAAUGUGAUGGAUGAAAAUUCCUUCAGUAACCCAACCAAGGUUGUGCCGGUGAAGAGCGAUCUGAGCAAUGCUGCAGAGCAGAUGCGGGUCACGCUGGCUCCUCACUCCUUGAGCUCGUUCGAUCUUGCCCUGGCUCAGUACACUAGGACUAUAUAUGGUGAUGCUGAUAAUAUGGUGAUUUUUGAUAUGAUCUGUGAUUUAUGGUUAACAGAGGCAAUGCCAGAACCAGAGGAUAAUAUGGAUUCAGUGGGCACUGGCACUCAAUUUGAUAGUCAGGAGACUCAGGCAAUGGUAAUGGUGCCAAUGUCAGUAGUUGAACAACCAUCACUUGAGACUCAGGAGCAAGGCAAAACCAAAGGAACUAAAAAAGUGGUCAUUGAUGUGGAUGAGAAGGAAUCUGAAAAAACUCAGAGAAAGGAGUUGGCACCAAGGUCUGAGAUGUGGCAACAUUUUAUCAAGAUCAAGGAUGACAAAGGACUUUUGAAGGCUGGAAGGUGCAAAUAUUGCCACCGUGACAUCAAGGCUGACACAAGGGGACAUGGAACAUCUACAUUGAAGAAACACUUUGGUACAUGCAAACGCAAUCCUCAUGUUUUCAACAAGGACUCAAAGCAAGGCACCUUGCAAGCAUGUCGGGGGGAAGCCCCUACCACUUGGAGGUUUGAUCAAGAAGCACUUAGAGAAGCCUUUGCUGAGAUGAAUCUGCAUAAGAAAGUGAUAAGCUUUUUUAUGGUAAAGGGUCACAAGGGGGAGGAUAUUGGGAAGAACUUGACAAGAUGCUUAGCUGAUUGGGGUUUGGAUAGAGUGAUGACUGUAACAGUGGAUAAUGCAAGUACCAAUGACAGUGGUGUUGAUUACUUGAGGAGGCAGCUGCAGAAAACCAACAUUGCCAAGGGCAAGUUUUUGCAUAUGAGGUGUGCAGCCCACAUUAUGAAUCUUAUUGUAAGAGAUGGAUUACAAGAAGUGGAUCUCUCUAUUAAGCGUGUUAGGGCUGCUAUUAGAUAUAUCAAAAAUGGGACUUCAAGAUUAGUCAAGUUUAAAGAAAUUGCUGAGGAAGAGAAAGUGGACAUCAAAGCUUUUUUGAAACUUGAUGUUUCGACAAGGUGGAAUUACACAUAUUUGAUGUUGAAGGCUGCAAUUGUGUAUGAGAAAGUGUUCUUAAAGUUAGAUGAAGAUGACACUAAUUAUGUUAUUGAUCUGUCUGAAGCAAGGGAUGGUUUUGGGCAUCCUGAUGAAGAUGAUUGGGACAAUGCAAAGAAGAUGGCACAAUUUCUACAGCAUUUCCAUGACCUUACUAUUCGUAUCUCUUCUUCUCUCCAAGUCACUUGCAACACUUUCUUUCAUGAGAUUGGAGAAGUCCAUUUGUUGAUUCAAGAAUGGCUGAACAGUGAAGAUAAUUUGCAAGAACUUUGGCACACCAACAGCAAGGACAAUGACAGGCAGCAACAAGAGCAAGAUAGGGAUAAAGGGCGGAGCAAGGGCAGGGAGAAGGAGAAGAAGGACAAGGAGAACAUCAACUUAUUCAUAUUUGUGGCUGCAUUCCUUGAUCCAAGGUACAAGUUAUCUUUGUACACAAAGAUUAGUGUUGAAGAGAUAUUUGAGUGGAUAGAAGAAUAUGGCGGCAAAGGGAAAAAGAAUGAGCAGCCUUCUGUCGGCACCUCCAAGUCACAAACACCAAGCAGCAACAAUCAGGCCUCUGAACUCUGA
Messenger RNA from Miscanthus lutarioriparius, 1899 nucleotides. The record is from the annotation of a GenBank genome assembly. NCBI's taxonomy places the organism in Eukaryota, Viridiplantae, Streptophyta, Magnoliopsida, Poales, Poaceae.